This is a messenger RNA of Drosophila obscura, 2283 nucleotides long. RefSeq names its product ribosome-releasing factor 2, mitochondrial (gene mRRF2). The record is from RefSeq and is a predicted model, not a curated record. Gene Ontology annotation, biological process: ribosome disassembly; mitochondrial translation. The transcript is spliced from 9 exons. NCBI's taxonomy places the organism in Eukaryota, Metazoa, Arthropoda, Insecta, Diptera, Drosophilidae. Bases 63 to 2282 code for a protein of 739 amino acids. Gene Ontology annotation, cellular component: mitochondrion. Gene Ontology annotation, molecular function: GTP binding; GTPase activity.
CAUCUGUUGCGGCUUUGUUGUGCUGUUCUGCCGGUUUUAGUUAAUUUUAGUUUAAUUUAUCAAUGAAAAUGCUGAAAUAUGCAUUGCACAGUGGAAGAAUGCAACGCAUCAGGUUGCUUCGCCAGCUAUCCGCACAUAUUAGCAGGCGCAGCUACAGCAGCAAAAUCAGGAACAUUGGUAUUCUGGCGCACAUUGAUGCAGGCAAGACCACAACCACCGAGCGUAUGCUGUUCUACUCUGGCAAGACGCGGUCUCUGGGGGAAGUGCAUCGCGGCAACACGGUGACCGAUUAUCUAACACAAGAGCGGGAGCGCGGCAUCACCAUUUGCAGCUCGGCUGUGACUUUUCCCUGGAAUGGUAAUCGCAUCAACCUGCUGGACACCCCCGGACACAUUGAUUUCACAAUGGAGGUGGAGCAAUCAUUGUAUGCCGUGGACGGUGUUGUCGUGGUUCUGGACGGCACGGCUGGAGUUGAGGCACAAACCGUCACCGUAUGGACGCAGGCGGACAAACACAAGCUGCCGCGGCUGGCAUUCGUCAAUAAGAUGGAUCGUCCGGAUGCAGACUUUGACAAGUGUGUCAAUGAUUUGAAAACGAAGCUGGAAACGCAGCCUGUGUGCAUACAGUAUCCCACAAAAACCCAGGAUGGACUCUUGGCCAUUCAGGAUGUGAUCACAUUGGAGCAGCUAACAUGGCAGCCGAAAGAUCUGGGUCGCAGCUACACCAAGACGAAGCUGGAGCCCUCUGCAGAUCUGCGCGAGCUUCAAGAAAAGCGCAAUGAGCUGAUCGAUCAGCUUUCGGGACUGGAUGACGAGCUGGCCGAUGUGGUAAUUAGCACGGAAAGCUUUGACAAUGUCAGCAAUGCGCUCAUCGAACAAGCCCUGCGUCGGGCUACCUGUCAGCGGAGGGUUGUGCCUGUGCUGCUGGGCUCUGCCUACAAAAACGUUGGCAUACAGCGACUGAUGGAUGCCGUGAAUACCUAUCUGCCCGCGCCAGAGGAACGCAACCAAAUCUACGACUGCUUUGGAAACGAAGUGGCUGGCAAAGUCUUUAAGAUUGUCCACGACAAGCAGCGUGGCCCUCUGACGCUGGUGCGUAUUCUACGCGGCGAGAUAAAGCGUGGCAUGCGUCUCAUCUGCUCGCGUGGCCAAGCGGAGGUAGUGUCCAAACUGUACGAGCCCUUGGCUGACGAAUACCGUGAGGUGGGUGCCGUGCAGUCGGGCGAUGUGGUCAUAUGUGCGGGUCUUAAGUCAACAGUUACGGGAGAUCUGCUGACGUCUAGCCAGACAGCCCUGAGGAAUGCCCAGAAACGCUUGAAACAAAGCCAGGGCACUUCGUCAACAGAUGAGGACGAAGAACUGGACACGGACGAGCUGUUCGGCAUUGACCGACAAAUACCGGAUGCUGUCUACUUCUGCUCCAUUGAGCCACCCAGUGUGUCCUCGCAAACGGCCAUGGAGCAGGCACUGAGGCAGCUGCAGCGCGAAGAUCCCAGUCUGCGCGUCAGCUACGAUGCCGUCACCGGCCAGACAGUGCUGGGCGGCAUGGGUGAACUGCACAUGGACAUCAUCAAGUCGCGCAUUCUGAGCGAGUACAAGAUCGACGUGGAUCUGGGUCCACUGCAAAUAGCCUACAAGGAAACCAUCGAAUCGCCAGCGCUCACUACACUGAGUGUGGAAAAGGAGAUUGCUGGCAGCAAGCAGAACGUUAGCCUCACCUUGGAGGUGGUCAAAGACCAAAGCGAGCUCUUCAGCUUAGAUAAGUCACCGGAGAACUUGCCGAACCUCAACACGCUGCGUCCUCGCAUUCUGCAGGUGCUGAGGAAAGGCUCUGUCAGCGCUUUGGAGCGUGGACCCCGCGUGGGCGGUCAAGUGGUUGACACGCAGAUCCGGUUGCACAAUGCAACCAUUGGUCGUGGCACAGCCGACUCCUUUGUGAUGGCCACCGCAGCUCAGUGCGUCCAAAAACUGCUGAGCACGAGCGGCAUCCGCCUGUUGGAGCCCAUAAUGGCACUGCAGAUUGUGGCGCCCAGUGAACGGAUUUCGGGCAUAAUGGCAGACCUCUCCAGACGUCGCGCCCUCAUCAACGAUGUACUGCCGAAGGGCGAUAGGAAUAAAAUGAUUCUGGUGAAUGCUCCGCUGGCCGAGCUUUCCGGCUACUCCAGCGUCCUGCGAACGAUCAGCUCGGGGACAGCCAGCAUGACGAUGCAGCCGAGCGGCUUCAGCGGCAUGAACGCAGUGGACGAAUCCCUGGCCGAGCGACGUGCCCAGGGCCUGGAAUGAU